CGGCCGAUCUCUCACGAAAUCAUUCUUGAGGCCGGUGUCGUGCCGCCGAAAGGUUGCAUCUAUCGCAUGAGCGAGGAGGAGCUUGAGGUCCUCCGCGCACAACUUGACGAUUUGUUGGCUAAGGGUUGGAUCCGCCCUAGCAGCUCCUCAUAUGGAGCACCGGUUCUCUUCGUCCGGAAGAAGAACAAGGAUCUACGAUUAAGUAUCGACUACCGCAAGCUCAACACGCAAACCGUCAAGAAUGCGGGGCCUCUUCCUCGCAUCGACGAUCUUCUUGAGCGACUGGGCGGCGCAAACUAUGUUUCUAAGUUGGAUUUGAAAUCGGGAUAUCAUCAAAUCUCGAUCCGGUCGAACGAUCGCUACAAGUCCGCGUUCAAGACGCGAUACGGGCAUUUUGAGUGGGUGGUCAUGCCUUUUGGCCUCACCAAUGCCCCGACAACCUUUCAAGCGGCAAUGACCAAUGAGUUUCGUGCAAUGUUGGACCGGUUCGUGCUGGUCUACUUAGACGAUAUUCUCGUCUAUAGCCGGUCAUUGGAGGAUCAUCUUGGACAUCUUCGACGAGUGUUGGAGACGCUCCGCCACGCCAAGUACAAGGCCAACCUCGACAAGUGCGAAUUUGUCCGGCAAGAGCUGGAAUACUUGGGCCAUUUUGUCACACCAGAGGGCAUCGGCCCGCUAUCGGACAAGAUUCAAGCCAUCCAAGAGUGGCCAGAGCCUCGGAACGUCAUGGAUGUCUGUUCAUUCCUUGGUCUCGCCGUCUACUACCAGCGUUUUAUCAAAGGCUACUCAAAGAUCGCGGCCCACUUGACCAAGCUUCAAUGCGAGGAUCGGCCGUUUGACUUCGGAGAGGAGGCGCGGGAAUCAUUCCUUGCUUUCAAAGCCGCGCUAUUAUCUGCGGAGGUCUUAUGGAUAUACGACCCGCUUUUGCCUACGCGCGUCACUACGGAUGCGUCAGGCUAUGUCAUUGGUGCAGUCCUCGAGCAACAUGAUGGUGUGGAUUGGCACCCGGUCGAGUAUUUCAGCAAGAAAGUGCCCGUCGUGCAUUUCCAUUGACGAUGCACGCAAGAAGGAGCUCCUCACCUUCGUCCACGCGCUCAAGCGGUGGCGACACUUCCUCCUUGGUCG
Messenger RNA from Chara braunii, 1125 nucleotides. The record is from the annotation of a GenBank genome assembly. NCBI's taxonomy places the organism in Eukaryota, Viridiplantae, Streptophyta, Charophyceae, Charales, Characeae.